CGCGCAGCUUCGUCCCAGCCGCCGCGGCCGCCAUUGGAGUCGGCGCCCCAUCAGCCUGUCCGCUACCUCCCGCUGCCUCCCGCUGUUUCAGCCCGCGCGCUUACAGCUGUCGCCGCGCCCGGCCGCACCCGCGGAGUUGGCGGCGGGGCCCGGGGCCGCGCGCGGCGUGACAGGCCCGGCCUCGUGGGAGGCCCGAGCCGGCGGCGCCCCGGUCCCGCGCCGCGCUGUUCAUGAAGCAUGUCGGCCACCAGCGUGGACCCCCAGAGAACAAAAGGACAAGAUAAUAAAGUACAAAAUGGUUCUUUACAUCAGAAGGAUACAGUCCAUGACAAUGACUUUGAGCCCUACCUUUCUGGACAAUCCAAUCCGAGUAACAGUUACCCCUCGAUGAGUGAUCCUUACCUGUCCAGCUACUAUCCACCAUCCAUUGGAUUUCCUUACUCCCUCAGCGAGGCACCAUGGUCCACUGCAGGGGACCCUCCCAUCCCAUAUCUCACUACCUAUGGACAACUUAGUAAUGGAGACCAUCACUUCAUGCAUGAUGCUGUUUUUGGGCAGCCUGGAGGUCUGGGGAACAAUAUUUACCAGCACAGGUUUAAUUUUUUUCCUGAAAACCCUGCAUUCUCAGCAUGGGGGACAAGUGGUUCUCAGGGGCAGCAGACUCAGAGCUCAGCCUAUGGGAGCAGUUACACUUACCCACCAAGCUCCCUUGGUGGCACAGUUGUUGAUGGGCAGACAGGUUUUCACAGUGACACCCUCAACAAGGCCCCUGGGAUGAACAGUCUGGAACAGGGCAUGGUUGGCCUGAAGAUUGGGGAUGUUACCACCUCUGCAGUUAAGACAGUGGGUUCAGUAGUCAACAGUGUGGCACUGACUGGUGUUCUUUCUGGUAAUGGUGGGACAAAUGUAAACAUGCCAGUUUCAAAACCAACUUCAUGGGCAGCCAUUGCCAGCAAGCCUGCAAAACCACAGCCUAAGAUGAAAACAAAGAGUGGGCCGAUAGUAGGGGGUGCCCUGCCUCCCCCACCAAUAAAGCAUAACAUGGACAUUGGUACAUGGGAUAACAAGGGCCCUGUUCCAAAGGCCUCAGCUCCCCAGCAGACACCAUCCCCCCAGGCUGCCCCACAGCCCCAGCAGGUAGCUCAGCCUCUCCCUGUUCAGCCCCCACCUUUGGUCCAGCCACAGUAUCAGAGCCCUCAGCAGCCACUUCAACCCCGCUGGGUGGCUCCUCGAAACAGAAAUGCAGCAUUUGGGCAGAGUGGAGGGGCCAACAGUGACAGUAACUCUGUUGGAAAUGCCCAGCCUGCUUCUACCCCAAGUGUAGAAUCCCACCCAGUCCUGGAGAAACUGAAAGCUGCCCACAGCUACAACCCUAAAGAGUUCGACUGGAAUCUUAAGAGUGGGCGGGUGUUCAUCAUCAAGAGCUAUUCUGAGGACGACAUCCACCGCUCUAUCAAGUACUCCAUCUGGUGUAGCACUGAGCAUGGCAACAAGCGCCUGGAUGGCGCCUUCCGCUCCAUGAGCAGCAAGGGGCCUGUUUAUCUGCUUUUCAGUGUCAAUGGGAGUGGACAUUUCUGUGGGGUGGCAGAGAUGAAGUCCCCUGUGGACUACGGCACCAGUGCUGGGGUCUGGUCUCAGGACAAGUGGAAGGGGAAGUUUGAUGUGAAGUGGAUUUUUGUCAAGGAUGUGCCCAAUAACCAACUUCGGCACAUCAGACUGGAGAAUAACGACAACAAACCUGUCACAAACUCCCGUGAUACACAGGAGGUGCCCUUAGAAAAAGCAAAACAAGUGCUGAAAAUUAUUGCAUCCUAUAAGCACACGACCUCCAUCUUUGACGACUUUUCUCAUUACGAGAAGCGCCAGGAGGAAGAGGAAGUGGUGCGCAAGGAAAGGCAGAAUCGAAACAAACAGUAAGGAAAGCCAGUUUGUUUUUGGUUAAUGGUUGACUUUGAAAACAGUUAUAAAGCUGUAUGCUUGGUGCUGUCUCCGAGUCAGCUCCAGUGUCGUCCUCGUGCGGGGUUGAUUGUUGCAUCUUUAUCUUUGUAGUUCAUUUUUGCCAGAUGGAUCUGCAUUCAUUUGUAUUUUUCUAUGUAUUAUAAUAUUGUAGAACUCACUAAUAAAGGAGUAUUUUGUUUGUCA
Psammomys obesus (fat sand rat) is the source of this 2142-nucleotide messenger RNA. RefSeq names its product YTH N6-methyladenosine RNA binding protein F1 (gene Ythdf1). Gene Ontology annotation, molecular function: N6-methyladenosine-containing RNA reader activity; mRNA binding. NCBI's taxonomy places the organism in Eukaryota, Metazoa, Chordata, Mammalia, Rodentia, Muridae. Gene Ontology annotation, biological process: mRNA destabilization. Gene Ontology annotation, cellular component: cytoplasm. The coding region runs from base 238 to 1917 and encodes 559 amino acids. The record is from RefSeq and is a predicted model, not a curated record. The transcript is spliced from 5 exons.